This is a messenger RNA of Selaginella moellendorffii, 820 nucleotides long. RefSeq lists its product as uncharacterized. The record is from RefSeq and is a predicted model, not a curated record. The transcript has 2 exons. Lineage: Eukaryota; Viridiplantae; Streptophyta; Lycopodiopsida; Selaginellales; Selaginellaceae. Bases 22 to 648 code for a protein of 208 amino acids.
UCUAAGAUUUUGGGUUUCGCGAUGGACCGCGGUCCCUCUGGAGCCAACGAGAUCGUCGCGAUCCUCCAGAGAGCGCGCAGAUUGAUCAGCGAGGGGAAUCCGGGCCUCGCGCUGCAAGCGGUGGUGACAGCGUUAAGGAUCUCCGCAGGCGAGGCAGAAAUAGUCCCGGCCUUGAGACGAGCACACGAAGAGUACCUCAGCCAAGCCAAAGCCGCCGCGGUUGCCAGCGAUCUCUCAGCGUUGUUUGCCGAGGCUUGCGCCAUUGUGGAAGAAGCCUCCCAAAAAUCCCACAACAGCAGCGAUCAGGCGGCCACCACCUCCACGCCGACUUUGGCACCCACGGCAGCGGGCAUGGACUUUGCGAUGACGGAGAAUGGAUCAUCCUCGUCGUCGUCCCAGGAUCAUCACUCCCACGCCACGCCGGACCUCGUCCCGAUCCUCGCCGAGAGUGGAAGGAUGCAAGUGGUGGUGGACGCGUCGGCCGAUGGAAGCAGCUUUGUGUGCCGCGACUGCGGUGGAUUGGUGAGCAGUGCUCGACGAGACGAGCAUUUUGCGUUUUGGUGCAGCAGCCUAGAGCCAGGAUCCAAGCGAUUUGGAUCUGGCAGCAACGAUCACAACGACGAGAACGAGAACUAUAUGCAUUGCUGAUGGUUUCUUGUCCAUCCAGAGGCUAUAAACGAGAAACAGCUCAACGCUCUCCCUCUCGGAGAACGAGAACUACAUGCAUUGCGACGGCUGCUAAGAAAUUAUAAAUGAAGCUUAAAAAAUCGUCAGUAUGUCUGUCUGAAAUGGUAAUAUAUCCUUCUUCUAGUUGAUUUAA